This is a messenger RNA of Phytophthora sojae, 195 nucleotides long. RefSeq lists its product as hypothetical. Bases 1 to 195 code for a protein of 64 amino acids. NCBI's taxonomy places the organism in Eukaryota, Oomycota, Peronosporomycetes, Peronosporales, Peronosporaceae. The transcript has a single exon. The record is from RefSeq and is a predicted model, not a curated record. Gene Ontology annotation, molecular function: protein dimerization activity.
AUGUUCAGCUUAGUCGCUUCGAGUGCUGCAUCCGAGCGCACGUUUUCGACUAGAAGCUUCAUCCACAACAAGCUUAGAAAUGCGCUGAGUGCACCGAAAAUCGAAAAGCUUCUUUACAUCAAGGCCAACCACAACUACAAGCGCGAAAACGGCGAUAGUUACGAGAAUGACCAAGAACUCAGUAGUGAAGAGUAG